This is a messenger RNA of Diaporthe batatas, 615 nucleotides long. RefSeq lists its product as uncharacterized. NCBI's taxonomy places the organism in Eukaryota, Fungi, Ascomycota, Sordariomycetes, Diaporthales, Diaporthaceae. The coding region runs from base 1 to 615 and encodes 204 amino acids. The transcript is spliced from 2 exons. The record is from RefSeq and is a predicted model, not a curated record.
AUGGCCUGCACAACCGCUUCCCCCCGGAAGGAUCCCCCGAGGCCCGCCGGUAAACACAAAUCCAGUCCAAUAUACCGACACGUCCUCGGAGACCGGCAGAUCCACAUCUUCUUCGUCCCGUGGCAGCAACACAAGCAGCGCACGACAAAAGACGGCCAGCCCGCGUCCGCCGAGACCGUCAAGGGCCGCUUUCACUACGAGGUCCUCGAGAAGAGACAGGACCCCUGGAAGGAGGACCGGCGGACCCUUCGCCUUCGGAAGCCCACCUCAUCGGCGGACCCCGAGCCCAUCACCCUGCUGUCCGGCGUCUGCCGCCAGCUGUACCACGAGACGGCCCUGCUGCCGCACCAGCUCAACACCUGGUCCUUCGAGACCAUGCACGUGAUGGAGCGCUACAUACUGAAAGAGAACAGGAUGCCCCUCGUGCAGCGGCGGGCCGUGCGGAUGCUCUACUGCAAGGAGAGGCUGCCCAAGGCCCUGGAGAAUAAAUUCGGCGGGCUUCAGGCCAUCAUCUGGAAGGACGGCAGGAAGCUGCGGUGGCAGGACCUGUCGCUGUUCCCCGAGGUGGCGUGGAAGGACCGCGAGGAGCUGAGGGAGCGUACCUGGCGGUGGUGA